UCUGAUAUUGUAGCUUGCCGCCAUGGUAGCAAAAGUGGAAUUGUUGAUGCAUUUGAAAGUCAUCAAGGUCCAGUCACUGCUAUUAGUACUCACAAAAGCAGAGGUCCUACCGAAUUUCCUGAUCUUUUCCUGACUUCUUCCUUUGACUGGACUGUUAAAUUGUGGAGUUUAAGGGAAAGUCAACCAUUAUACUCAUUUGAGCAUAACUCAGAUUAUGUAUUUGAUGUCAGUUGGUCUCCUGUGAAUCCAGCUUUAUUUGCCUGUGUUGAUGGGCUAGGAAAUCUUGAUUUAUGGAACUUAAAUUGUGACUCUGAGCUUCCUACUGUUGGCAUUCAAAUUGAUGGAAGCCCUGCUCUAAAUCGAGUAUCCUGGACACAUUCAGGGCAUCAUGUUGCUGUUGGUGACUCUAUGGGAAAAAUUUGGCUGUAUGAUGUAGGAGAGCAAUUAGCCAAUCCAAAGGCCGAUGAAUGGACUCGUUUUGGAGAGACACUGGAGGAAUUUGCAAGUAAUCAGACAUACUUGAAUGGGGAUGUAACACCUCCACAACCCAUGCAAUCUCUUUCCCCUUAUUUAGGUACUUCUCCAGUGCGUUAAAUAUUGCUGUCUGUGAUACUUAAAACUGAAAUGCUUGUGCUUCCAUCUGGAAUUGCAUUUAUUAAAUUUUGUGAUAAUUUUUAUCAAUAUGCAGUGAGAGGUCACUGGGUCUGAAACUUAGAUGUAGAUAGAAUAUUGCUCGUUUGAUAUAGAGAUCAUUAAUAAAAUUUUUAUUAGUUUGGAUAUGCUUUUGUAAAGAAAAGAAAAUUUUCUGUUUUCUAUGUAUUCCUUCUACAAUUAUAUUACUAUAUUUUAUUGGCAGCUGUUUGGUAAAGAUAUAAAAUUUUUAAAGUAUAUAUGUUGACCGUUUACAAAUGGCAGUUUGUGAUAUCCUGGAUAUAAUCAAAGUGUUAUUGUUUCCCUUUUUGUAUUAUAUACAAUAAUUUUGUAAAAAGUUUUUUUUUAAAUAAGAUUUUUUUUUCUCACUUCAUUUGUUGAUAUUCUAAAACUUUGAAUUUAUACAGUAAUUUAUGCUUUUAUCUGUAAGAAUUGUAUUUAACAGUGUAUGUAUGCAAUCAAAUGUUAAUAAUUUAUUGUUGAGACAUAUAUAGAAAUAAUUUGAAAUUUAUUUAAAUUUUUUAAGCCUGAGAGUAUUUUUCUUUCUUUUAUUAUAAAGAAAUAUUUUCGUUUCUUAUUAGAAAUGUUUCUGUUUAUUUUCAAAUGAAUUAAUUAGCACAGAAAAAACUUCAGAAAAUGACACUUUCUUUACCUAUUAAUAGAUAGUGAAUGCUUUAUGCUCUGAAUUUCUUCAUUAUCAGUUAUAAGGGAAGAUAUUUGAAAUAAUGUUUAUUUUAAAUUUUAAUAAAUGAUAAUAAAUUUCCCCCUUCUUUGCAAUUAACAGAAAAUAUUUUUCAUCUUUAUUUACCAUUACAUUCUUACGUUGCAAUUUAUUCUUCAUAUUUGUAUCACAUAUAUUGUUUUUAUAAAGCAGAUUAGUAAGUAACUAAUUUUUUCUUAAUAUUCUGAAGUUUUAUUAGUAGAAGUAGUGCAUUUUUUUAAAAUAUGUCUGUGACUUUAAAAGAAUACUCAGAUGCAAAUGGAUUAUAAAAACAAUAAAAAAAAAGUAAAUUCUUGUUUGUUUAAUUUAAAAAAUAUUUUGUUCAAAUAUGGGAAACUGUAUUGUCAGUCAUUUAAAAAUAUGAUUGACGAUUGCAAAUCUGUCUGAACAAAACUAUUUUAAGUGCUUAGUUUAUGAAUAUAUCUGGUUCUGAUGAAAGUUUUCCACCAAAAAACGUUCUUGAUAAAGUUAAAAAAUAAAUAAAUAAAUAAAUAAACAUGAAAGCAGUAUCUUUAGUACGGAUAGUAAUCCCCACCCAAAUCUAUGAUUUUUCUGCUAACGUUUUGGUAGUUUUUCAAAGCCUUCAGCCCAAAAACUUGGUGGCCAUAAGUCAAAAAACAGAAUAAUGUUCUUUUGGGCAUCUUGUGCAGAAUGGAAGAUAGCACCAGCAAGAUAUAGCUGCAGGAGUUAGAAAAGGUAAAAGUCUGAAGGAACGAUGUCAAGGCUAUAUGGUGGGUGUGGCAAAACAUCUUAUUUGAGUCUGUACAGAGUCCAGCCGGUGAAUGCAGACACAUGUGCUCUUGCAUUAUCUUGAUGGACCUUUUUGCACUGGAACUCAGCUGUACGUUGUUCCUUAAUAGUUUUAUACCUUAAUAUGUGUUGCAUACUGUAGUUCAGUUUUUUUUUAAUUCUACAUGUAAUAAACAUCAUUUUUGUAA
Stegodyphus dumicola is the source of this 2310-nucleotide messenger RNA. Its product is annotated as cytoplasmic dynein 1 intermediate chain-like. NCBI's taxonomy places the organism in Eukaryota, Metazoa, Arthropoda, Arachnida, Araneae, Eresidae. The record is from RefSeq and is a predicted model, not a curated record. Gene Ontology annotation, molecular function: dynein light chain binding; dynein heavy chain binding. Gene Ontology annotation, biological process: transport along microtubule. Gene Ontology annotation, cellular component: cytoplasmic dynein complex.